Messenger RNA from Rhizoctonia solani, 912 nucleotides. Its product is annotated as ZIP Zinc/iron transport family protein. Gene Ontology annotation, biological process: transmembrane transport; zinc ion transport. Lineage: Eukaryota; Fungi; Basidiomycota; Agaricomycetes; Cantharellales; Ceratobasidiaceae. Gene Ontology annotation, molecular function: metal ion transmembrane transporter activity. The record is from RefSeq and is a predicted model, not a curated record. Bases 1 to 912 code for a protein of 303 amino acids. Gene Ontology annotation, cellular component: membrane. The transcript has 5 exons.
AUGGGUCUCAUUCAACUUGUUAUAAUGUGCACUCUCCUGGGUGGCGCAUCAUUCGGCCUCGGCCUUCUCCCACUAAUAUUAACAUUCUCGAAAACCCGAAUCUCCCAAAUUUCUACAAUCGGCACAGGUCUGCUCCUUGGGGCAGCAAUGGGCAUCGUCAUACCUGAAGGGAUCGAGGCACUUCACCACGCAAACGAAUCAACCCGGACCUCUGAGAAAGGUGAAGACGAAGUACCUACGCGGACCAUUGCACUCUGUCUUUUAUCGGGGUUCACUCUGAUGCUCGCUGUUGAACAACUCAUCGCUCCUUCGGGACAUCAACACCAUCCCGCACCCCCACUUUCUGUAACAGUCUUUGACGAGGACGACAUUGAGCAGCUCGAGCUGGGUCCGGCUCCAGGCGAUCAAUACCCCGAUCCGCUAGUGGAUGCCACCGGAAGACGAAGAUCGGUGGAUAGUAUCAGUCUUAACGCACGAAAUGACGGUCUCGCACUUGGUGCAAGCGCACGGAGCGGCCAGAAUGCGUUGGAGGCGAUUGUAUUCUUGGCCAUCAUUGUCCAUAAAGCUCCGACAGCAUUGGCACUUUCUACGGCUCUCAUGCCCCAUCUCCCACGUCAAUCCGUCAAACGACAUACCACAGCUUUCGCUCUAACUUCUCCCUUGGCAGCUCUGAUGACAUACUUUUUAAUCGAGUUUUUGGGAGAACAUGACUCGCUAGCAAAGUGGACAGGAAUCGCAUUGUUAUUCUCUGGCGGAACUUUCUUGUAUGUUGCGACUGUUCUUCAACCCGUUUCCGGUCAUGGAAAUCAAGAAAGUGAACUCAAGCCAGGGGUAAGAGUGCUACUCACCGUGCUCGGGAUGUUCUUCCCGUUCAUUGCGGGAGGUAUUCUUGGACAUGGUCACGAGCACUAA